UUUUAUCGUUUUGCUAUCUCUGAAACACACAGCAAUGGGACCGAAACCAAAAGCCAAGGCGAAGGCCAAGGCCAAGGCCAAAAGCAAGGCUGCCAUGAAGGCUGAGGCCAAGGCAAAAGCCAAAGCCAAAGCCAAAGCAAAGGCAAAGGCUGCUGGUUCAAAGGCCGUGAAGCCCAUGAAACCUGCCAAGGAGCCUGAGGCAGAAGAGGCUCCACAAGAGGAGGAGGCCGAGGGAAAGGCAGAAGAGGAGGAGGUGAAGAAAUCUAAAACCCAGAAGGAGGGGAAGGUGGCCCUCUUCUUGAAGAAGGUCUUGCAGGAAGCAGAUGGCAAGUCCUUCGAUGAAGUCAUGGCAGAUUACAAGCACCGGCUCCGGAGCAUUGAUGCGGCUGUGGCAGGGGCCGCCGACUUAGAGGAGGCUCACGCUUCACAGGCUGCUGCUGCAAAGAAGGAGUUAGACCAGGUGGCGGAAGAGAUUAAAAGCCUUGUCGAUGAGGAGGAGGAAGCCACAAAGAAGCUUAGGACUGUGCAGGCUGAGAAAGCCAAGGCACUGACUUCCUUUGAAGAAAAGAGGAAGGAGCUCUUUGAGGCUGAGCGGAUGCUGACCAUGUUGGAGGUCAUGAGCAAAAACAAGCGCAAAGUGCAGGAACUUGAAGAUGAGCGCGAAAAGGCCUCUGCAGCUCUGAAAGCCUCUGAGCAAAAGAGGAAGGAAGCAAUCCAGGAAACAAAGAAAGCCAUUGCAGAGGUCACUGUGGCCAAAGGCAAAGGGAAAGCCAAGAACAAAGCAAAAUCAAAACCGGCUCCCAAAAGAAAGGCGGCGAACCCCGACGAGGCAGACACAGUGCCAGCGACCGUGCCGCAGGACAUUGAAUAGGUGUGGCAUUCAACUGAGAUGAUGAGUGAGCAACGUCAGCACGUAGAGACGUAGAGAUGCACUGAGCAUGUUGCUGUAUGUAGUUUUCUCAUUGGAAAGGCAUCAAAUGAGAUGAGACCUGUAUGUGCAUGGAUUCUUGGCACCCACUGUAAUGUGUAUAGUUUAUAGCCGGCAUUUGGAUCCAGAAUGAAUAUUAACUGAAAUACAAACAACAUGGCACAGAACACAAAGUUCAAUACUACGUUUCUUUUUUUCCAGGUGAUGUUCAUCCAGGGGAUCUGGGGCUACACUCAUUAGAGUGUACAGCGAACUAUCCAGAAUGGGGAUCAGGUGUUUAACCCCUGGUCCACAGUGGGUGGCUGUGCCAGUCUCUCAUCAUUUCU
Molecule: messenger RNA, 1254 nt
Organism: Durusdinium trenchii
Lineage: Eukaryota; Dinophyceae; Suessiales; Symbiodiniaceae
Source: the annotation of a GenBank genome assembly